AUGUUAGCGGUGCCAAUCGUUUUCGGAAUAGUUUUCCUGUUCCAAUCGGAAACGCCUGUUUAUAUGAUCAGGAAAGGAAAAGUCGAUAAGAUACCGAAAGCAUAUAAAAAAUUUCGAGGAAAAGACUACGAUCCCUCCGAAGAGAUCAAAACCAUACAAGAGCAAAUGGCCUCAGAAGCGGAGAGUGCUGGAUUUUGGGAGACCCUGAAGACCAAGGCCGCUAUAAAAGCAACGCUGAUCUGCUUCAUGCUGAUGUUCUACCAGCAAUUGUCCGGCAUCAACGCCGUCAUCUUUUAUGCGAAGGAAAUUUUCACGUCCGCCGGAUCUAGCUUAGAGGCACAUUGGUGCGUUAUCAUCAUCGGUAUCGUCCAAGUGAUCGCCACAGUGUUCUCCUCGUGGUCCAUUGAGUUGCUCGGAAGAAAAAUUCUGCUGAUGGCAUCAUGCGCCUUAAUGGCCCUAUCUACCGCUCUAUUAGGAUUGUUUUUCUCUCUGAAGAACUACGAGGCUCUCGAUAAAUAUGGAAUUCAAGAUAUAGGCUUCCUCCCCAUCCUCUCUCUUAUAAUAUUCAUCAUAGCGUUCUCGAUCGGACUGGGACCUAUACCAUGGCUGGCUUCCUCGGAAAUAUUUCCUCCGGAGAUUAAAGCAAAAUGUGGUUCGGCCGCUGCCGUGUUCAACUGGUUUCUGGCCUUUAUCGUAACAAAAUUCUAUUUGAACGUGGCGUCAGCCAUCGGUAACGACAUUACCUUUUACUUUUUCGCUAUUGUGAUGGUAACUGGAAUAUUUUUCGUACUAUUUAUAAUUCCAGAAACUAAAAACAAAACUUUCGCAGAAAUACAGAGCGAACUCUCAGGAAAAUAA
This is a messenger RNA of Anoplophora glabripennis (Asian longhorned beetle), 858 nucleotides long. Its product is annotated as facilitated trehalose transporter Tret1-like. Gene Ontology annotation, cellular component: membrane. The record is from RefSeq and is a predicted model, not a curated record. The coding region runs from base 1 to 858 and encodes 285 amino acids. Lineage: Eukaryota; Metazoa; Arthropoda; Insecta; Coleoptera; Cerambycidae. Gene Ontology annotation, molecular function: transmembrane transporter activity. The transcript has a single exon. Gene Ontology annotation, biological process: transmembrane transport.